Messenger RNA from Fraxinus pennsylvanica, 366 nucleotides. The record is from the annotation of a GenBank genome assembly. NCBI's taxonomy places the organism in Eukaryota, Viridiplantae, Streptophyta, Magnoliopsida, Lamiales, Oleaceae.
AUGUUUAAGAAUGAAAAAGUAAAAGCUAGAGAAACUUUUAGAAUAUCGUCUGCACUACAAGAAACGGUUGCCUCUGUUGCAGUUGCUGCCACAUUCUUAGGUGCUGCUGCUACUAUCCUUAGGAGAAGAAUAAAAUCUUCUGAAGUAACUGAGACAAAAACUGAAGGUGUAGAUCUUCACUGUGAACUUCUGGAAAUUCAAGAACAGUCUGUGCUGUUUUGCUUUCGACUCAGACUCAAUGAUUGGCAGGUUCCUAAAAAAGCCUGGGAAGACCGUGAAAAAUCGGGCUUCCCAAAAAGUGGAGCUACUGCACAAAAUGUUCUUCAGCUCGAUCCUGUAGUUUAUGUGGAGGCAGUUGGAAGAUAA